Molecule: messenger RNA, 1259 nt
Organism: Capsicum annuum
Lineage: Eukaryota; Viridiplantae; Streptophyta; Magnoliopsida; Solanales; Solanaceae
Product: ribosome-recycling factor
Exons: 8
Coding region: 118-945 (275 amino acids)
Biological process (GO): translation
Cellular component (GO): mitochondrion
Molecular function (GO): ribosomal large subunit binding
Source: RefSeq, a predicted model, not a curated record
CAAAACCCGGUUCAAUCAAUCUACAACAUUAAACCGAAUAGACAAGACUUCCCCGGUUCACGUUAAACCCUAUACUAAUAAACCCAAAACUUUAGAGAAUUGCGAGAGGAGAAAACAAUGGCGAUUUCUAUUAGACGAGCAUUAACAUCUUACCGAAGCUUCUAUGGUGCAUUACGAGCUGCCAAUUUCAGUGCAAAUCGUUUGAUAGGCUCCAGCUCUAGUCCAUUUCCGUGCGAAAAUGUGCCAUGUGCUCCGCCGUUGGCCAAUUUUAUGGUUGAAAGUCGGAGAAGUUUUGCUAAAGGAAGGAGACAAAGGGAGGAGGUAGAUGACGAUUAUGAAAGUGCAACCGCCGUAGCUGUAAACAUAGGUCCUAACAUUAAAGCUACUGCAGUCUCACUGAUGGAGGCAGCAAUUGAUUCAUUAUCGCGAGAAUUGGCCAAGCUGCGAACUGGAAGAGCAUCGGCAGGGAUGCUUGAUCAUAUCAUUGUUGAAACAGGAGGUGUUAAGACACCUCUUUGCAGGAUGGCUGUCAUUUCAGUGCUAGAUCCAAAAACCUUGUCAGUGAAUCCUUAUGAUCCAGAUUCCCUCAAAGAGUUGGAGAAAGCCAUUAUUCAAUCUCCCUUGGGGUUGAAUCCCCAAUCCGACAACCAGAGAUUAAUUGUACCAAUACCUCCGUUGACUAAGGAGCAUGUGCAGGCUGUAUGUAAAGUGGUUGCGAAAUCAUCUGAAGACGUAAAGCAAAGUAUAAGACGAGCUCGCCAGAAGGCUUUGGACACUAUGAAGAAACAUUUGCCAAAGAAGAAAGACAAAGACAAGUCAGCUUCAGCUUUCUCAGAAGAUGAUGCAAAAAGACUAGAGAAGGAAAUUGAUGACUUGACUAAAAGGUUUAUAAAGUCAGCAGAAGAUAUGUGCAAGUCCAAGGAAAGAGAAAUAACUAGCAGUUGAAGAGAUAAGUUUUCGUUUCAUCAAAGGCUCAUGCAGAGGUUCAAUUUUUUUGGCUGAAGCUAUCGAGGGUACUACUUACGCUUCAGAUUUCUUGCAUUCGAAGUCAGAAAAAGAUAACAAGACAUGUUACAAGUGAUUUUGCUUAUACUUGGAAGGAAAAUAUUGUAUUUCAUAUAACCUAUGCUAUUGUUUACAUCUAAGAUCAUUUAUCAUUUCAUUUUGUGACAAGUAUUGAGAUAAUGUAACUUUUUUGGGUUAACCCUGGGAAACUUUACAUCCCUGAGAGAAAGUACUAUUUGGAUUGUCACACAAAA